This is a messenger RNA of Microdochium trichocladiopsis, 1641 nucleotides long. Its product is annotated as SGNH hydrolase-type esterase domain-containing protein. Gene Ontology annotation, molecular function: phosphatidylcholine lysophospholipase A1 activity. The coding region runs from base 142 to 1512 and encodes 456 amino acids. The record is from RefSeq and is a predicted model, not a curated record. NCBI's taxonomy places the organism in Eukaryota, Fungi, Ascomycota, Sordariomycetes, Xylariales, Microdochiaceae. The transcript is spliced from 3 exons.
UGCGUACGCCACCUGUAGGAUCCCCCCAAGCGAGCCACACGGGAUCGACAGACAUCUUGGCACAACACACGGCGAGGCAAAGCGUCAUCCCUUGCCUUGCCUCGCGUUCCCUCGCGCACACCACGGGCGAAUUUCGCACAAAUGAAGACAAGGCAGUGGCUCUCGCCGGGGCUGCUGCCGCUGCUGGCGUCGCUGCUGCUAUCGCUACCAACAUCCGCCGCCGCGGACCCCGUCAUCGAGGAUGGACUGUUCGACGUCCAGCCGUCACCCGAACUGCUCUUUGCACGCGCAGAUGCCACCGCCGCACCAUCGACAGGGACCACCGGCACCGGCGGCAGCAGCAUAGCCGAAAGGGCGCUCGACGGGACCGUGUGGACGUACACGGCCGCGCAGCCGGGCGUCGCGGUCAAGCCGGGCACCGAGCUGCGCAUCCUGCCCGUGGGGGACUCCAUCACCGCGGGUCAGUCGAGCGACACCACCGCGCAGGGGGACUGGAACGGGUACAGGAAGUGGAUGCGGGAUAUGCUGUCUGAGGACAAGGUUGUCUUUGCGGGCACCGUAAAGUAUGGUUCCAUGACAGAUGGAUGGACAAGCGCCUGGCCAGGACGGACGAUCGAGUAUGUCGGCAACAGGACGGGCCCGGCCCUCGCCCAGCGACCCAACAUCAUCCUCCUACACCUCGGCAUAAACGACAUGAGCUACCGGCCCGAGGUGUCGCUCGAGGGCAACGACCCGGUCAAGGCGGGGGAUCGGCUCGGCGCGCUCAUCGACAAGAUGACCGCGGCCUGCCCGGACGCCGUGGUUCUCGUCGGCGUCAUCACGCCCACCUGCAAGCCACAAAAUGUUGAGCGGGUCAAGCAGUACGAGGCUCUGAUCCCGGGCGUCGUGGCGCAGAGGCAGAAGUCGGGCAAGAAGGUCGUGGCUGUGGAUCUGACCAGCUUCCCGCUGAGCUUCCUCAAGGACUGCACUCAUCCCGAUAACCAGGGGUAUCAGCUGCUCGGCAGGUACUGGUAUGACUUCAUCACGCAGAUCCCAAAGGACUGGAUUGGGAAGCCGGUCGGGCCACCGCCAGACAGGGGGGACGGCAGUAACCCGGAUGCUGGUGGCGCUAGUGAUACUGGUGGCAGCGGCCAAGCUAGUGGGACUGGCGAUGCUGGAGCCGGAAGUGGAAGUGGAAGUGGCACUGGUGGGAGCACAAGCAGUACAGACGGGAGUGGAAGUGAAACAGCUGGGAGCGGCAGUGCAACAGAUGAGAGUGGAAGUGGAACACCUGGGAGCGGCAGUGCAACAGAUGAGAGUGGAAGUGGAACACUUGGGAGCGGCAGUGCAACAGAUGAGAGUGGAAGUGCCGGCGGAACCAGCACCGGCAGCCCUGCGCACAGCAACACCAGCAGCAACCCGACCGAUCCUCCGAAGAAUGUCGCCUCAAGGCCCCAAGCCACGCAGGGCGGACUGCGUUGGGUCUAUGCCGUGGCGGUGGUCGCGUCAUUAUUCUCCGCAUCCUUGCGGUAAUUUGAUUUCUUCUGUUGUUGCGUUCCUUUCCUGUACAUCCUUUUCCAGCAUUCCUCGUACCACGAAAGGCGUUAUGCACGGGGACAGUCCUUUCCGAAGACUUAUUCGCUGAAGGGGGCAGAGUUCGUC